Messenger RNA from Esox lucius (northern pike), 4435 nucleotides. RefSeq names its product zinc finger BED domain-containing protein 4 (gene zbed4l2). The record is from RefSeq and is a predicted model, not a curated record. NCBI's taxonomy places the organism in Eukaryota, Metazoa, Chordata, Actinopteri, Esociformes, Esocidae. Gene Ontology annotation, molecular function: DNA binding; protein dimerization activity. Bases 19 to 2925 code for a protein of 968 amino acids. The transcript has 2 exons.
AUUACUAUGUAAAAUACAAUGGAGGACUAUCAACCACUCAAAGGAAGUUUGCAUAAGAGUUUUGGCUUUAAAUUGGAUUCCAAAGGACAUUUAACAGACAAAAGCAUCGUUUACUGUUUACAUUGCGAAAAGAGCUUUUCCUAUCAUCAGCAUCACAGCAAUACAAGUUUGCUUUACCAUUUACGGAAAAAACAUCCUCAAAUCACUAGUGAGGAAGGAGAGUCAGAUUCGGAAAUUACAGUUAUCUCUGACAACUCCAACAUGGAUUUCAGAGGGUACCCCCUGUCAAGCAAUGUGCCCCCAAAUUAUCGGAGAAGGGGGGAACGGGGAGUGGCAGGACAGGUCCUGGAUAGACGCAAGUCUACAGUUUGGAAUUACUAUAUCCAGCUUAAUGAGAUGUUUGUUGAGUGUAACAUAUGCAAGCGGCAGUUGUCUUAUCACAACAGCACUACAACUAUGAGGGAACACCUCGUCCGCAAACACAAUAUACGCGACAACGUGCCACCCGUACUCGAUAACACAGCGGUGGCUGGUGCCCCGAUUCCAGCUACGGCCCUCCAGCCAAUGGCUCUGCCUGGAUUCCCAUGCAGCAGCUCCACUAAUGCACCAACCGCCAACACAGGCUUGUUCCAACCAGAUUUACAGAUAGUUGUAAAAGAAGAGCAGCAGGAUGCUGCCUUAUCUCCUGAACAAUGGGCAGCCAAACGUGCACGAAUCACAAUUGCUCCUCCAGCUGUAGGAGACGGUGCCACCGCUAACCCCGCCCCCAGACAAAAUCUGGAGCCAUCAAACUCAAAUAAUGGUUUACUAUACAGUGAGAACAGCAACUUUGGCGAUAUCAACCGCAGCGAAAAUGGCGUCAAGCAGUCCAGUGAUAAACGCACUGGAGUCCUGACUGAACUGAUAAUGGAAAUGGUGUACAGAGACUUGCAGCCACUGUCUGUGGUGGAGGAGAGGGGGUUUUGUCUCCUGUUGAGUUGCUUGGAGCCACAGUACCCUGUGCCAUCUCCGUCACAGCUCGGCAGCCUUAUUUGGCAUCGAUACGAUGUUCUGAAACGGCACCUGCAGCAGUAUCUCCAGUCAGGCCUGGCGCCGCGUGGCAUAACACUGUGCACUGAAUGCUGGCAGUCUGUGGCGGGCUGCGAAGUGGGCACCGGUGGACGGCCCUUCAUCACUGUAAGUGCACAUUUUGUCGACAAAGACUGGCGCCUUGCCCGUUGUGUACUGCAGACACGCCCCAUGCCAGAUAUCAGAGAGGCUGCUUGUGGAAGAGGGUUCACCCAAUUUGGGGAGAGCCUGAAGGAGGUUCUCUCCGAAUUCCAUCUCCCACAGAGCUCGGUUUUCUGCAUUGUGCACGAUGCUCCCAGGACAUCGGACGGAAGAGGGACUGAGAGCACAAGGCUUAAGAAAAAGAAAGACAGCCACAUUGGUGGACCGGGCCAGGUACCUCAGGAUCUCCCAGAGGGGUGGGUGGCUUUACACUGUGCAGGGGAAGCCCUCAAACUCUGCAUCCAGGAAGGACUAAGGAUGGACCCUGUCAGACAGGCCCUGGCUGAGGCCCGCAGGAUUAUCUCCCAUUUCCAGCACGACGCCCACGCUGCCACGGCUCUGAUCCACAAGGCCGAAGCUGCAAAUAAGGCAGGUGCGUGUCUGGUGCUGGAUGACCCGGGGCGAUGGGCCACCGCUAUAGACAUGUGUGACAGUCUUCUAGAGCUCAAGUGGGUGGUGAGCUCAGUACUAGAGGAACAGAAAGCUGCCCCAAAUUUAGCAGACCACCAGUGGCGCCUCAUCCAGGAACUGGUGCCGGUGCUUAAGACCUUCCGCAUCGCCGCCUCCUUUAUGAGCGAGGACGUCAACGUGUCCAUCUCCGCUCUUCUCCCAUGCCUGCACGGCGUUUCCCGGAUCCUGGGGCAACACGUCGCCGAGACCACCUGCCCCGUAGCUCGAGGUGUCAUGGAGACGGUUCAGUCAGGGAUGGAGCGACAGUGGAGACUGGGAGAGGACGAGGCCUUACUGGAGAAUCCCGCCGUCCUCUCCUCAUUUCUGGAUCCCAGGUUUAAGGAGCUGCGUUUCCUGAGUCCACAUGCACGCAGUAAGCUUCAUGACAGGGUCAAGGACCUGUUAUCCGCUCAGGCACAAACAGAAGCGGACGAAAUUAGCAGAGAAUGUGAUAAAGGAGGCGAUGACGAGGACGGUGAAGAGGGAACGGACAAGGUCAUGACGAACAUCAGACAGGAUAUCUCCAAGUCAAGUGUCGCUCCCAUGGAUUCACCGAUGUCCUGUGAAUCAAAUGAAGGGGACAUCACGGUGCUUCAGCAUCAGCUGAAGGUGUCCCAGACCUCCGCAUCCCAGGUAAUUGAAGAGGGACUGGGUGAAAGCUUGCGCUACAGCACCGGAAAUGGUCCCAGGAGAGUGGGCGGCGUAGCAGGACUGUCUAACCCGUUAAAAGGAGACACAAAGCCCCCUUCUUACAGGCAAGUGAGCCCUAUACCCAAAAGCAUGUACGACAUACUGCUUGGAGAGGAUCCCACGGAGCGAAUGCCCGAGAUCCACCAACAGCUGGAGAACUACAUUGCAGAGCCCCUGUGCAAACGCAGCCUUUCACCACUCCACUGGUGGCGUUCUAAGGAACAUCGCUUCCCUGCCGUGGCCAGACUUGCACGUACAUUCCUGGCAAUCCCUGCUACUGCCGUGCCUGCCGACAGAGCCUUCGCUCCUAGAGAGACUACAGUCGCUCAGCGCAGGGCGAUUCUGGGGCCCCAGCAUUUGGAGCAUAUUCUCUUCCUUCACCAGAACAGUGACUAUGUGGAGAAGCUAAUGGGAGGGUCAAAGGGUCAUGAGGACAGGGGCAGCGACAGGAACGCAGCCAAGCAGACAAGAGAGACUCUGUAUCAGUCUUUAGUGUCCUAUGAAAGCAUGUCUUGAGUGGGAGUUGUUUUGAUCAGUCCAUAUACUUAACUUUAAUAAGGAGAAACUUGUCAUGCCUGUGCACACACACCACAGGACUAUAAGAAAAGAUCCAUCCUUUUAGAUGUAUCUGACAUCCACUCAUCCAUUUGAGGUUAUUGGCAGCUAUGAGAUUCAAAGCCUCACUUGUGUAGUGUCUGUAUUUAGAGUGUCCCUUAAGUAUUUGGACAGUGACAUGUUUUUUGGCUCUGGACUCCAGCAUUAUUGACUUGUAAUGAUGCAAUGACAAACAUGUUAAAGUAUAGACUGUCAGUUUUAAUUUAAGGGUAUUUUUAUGAAUCCUUCAGAAAUAAAUAGUCCCCCGAUUUAGGCGUAGAAAAAGUAUUUGGAAAAUUGAGUUGAAUGAUAGCUGUCUAUUAUUCAGCAGAUGUGUUGGUUGAAAUUAUUAGUGCAUGCACGAGACAGCUGUUAAUGUCUAGUCUUGAUUUUAGGCUUUGCUUUUGGAGUUGGUUUCUGGUGUCUGAAAAUAGGAGAACAAGUGUCAGUACAGUCAAACAGGCCAUCAUGACACCAAUAAAUCAGAGGUAGCCAGAACAUUAGAUGUGCCAAUAUCAUGUGUUUGCGAAAUUAAUUAAUGUUAAUAACCUAAAAUGAAAGCAGGCAGUCUGUAGUUUAACGUUCAGUAGUUUAAAGUCAUUGUUCCAUUGCAAAUCCUGUGUGCUGGAAUAGCCAAAACAACAGCACAGUUUGUGUAAAUUUGUGUUGUGAGCUAUGAAUCUUAUUCACACUUUGUUGCAAUACUAAAACAAUAUGUAGCCUACAGUAUAUGUAAAGUUGUAAGAGGUAGUAGAUGUAGACUCAAUUUAACUGAAUGACAACACACAUUAACCAUAUCUAUGGUUUGCAUAAUGUAAAACACUGACUUGUACAUUAUCCUAGCAUGAUGUCCAUGUAGAAAUGUCUCAAGCCCCAACUAUGUAAUAUGGUUUUGGUAUAGUUGUAAACAUUGUUCAGGCAAACAAUCAAUUAAAUGACAUUUAUUUCAAAACAACACCUGAGUGAAACCAUAAGUUUAACUUUCAUCAACACUCUCAGGUUUACAGAUAACUUGCCACUCAGGUAAAGAUCUGUUCUCUUCCAGAACUAAUAGAUUGUCCGUCAAGACUUUUAACCUGAGUGUUUUAACACAGACCAGAACAGUUUGUUGUGAAAGGCCAGUUCGCUAUUGUAAUUCUCUGUUCUUAGCUGCCUGGGAUUUAACCCCAAUUCAUACUGAUAUUGAUCAAAAUAAAAAGGUCAACUACAGGACAUUUCAACAAGGAUUUCAGGUUCCUUAAAAAAAGGGUUGUUUAAAAACUUUGAGACAGUGUCUCAUAACAAUAACUGAACCACUUGUCCAAUUGCAGAGAAUUACUAAGGAACGUUAAUGCCAUAUAAUUUAAGGUUGUAAACCGUAUUCAUUUCUGGGGCUUUCUUUAGUUUAAAGAUUGUUUGGAGGUGAUUUUAAAUAAAUAUGUGCCAAUAUGAA